AUUAGCCGGAGGUUUUCUCGUACUUUCGAAAGCAUGGCUACUGCGUUGAAACUGAGGCUCGCAAUUAAAUUAGGAAAAACUCUUUCAAGACCGUUGAGUCGUAAUUUUGAGAAAGAGUUUUUGGAAAGACAAUGUCGACGGCUAUCAGUUGUAACAGGCAGUCCAGUGCGACGAUUCUCUUCUCAGACUGCAACUCAAACUCAGACUACAGAAUAUCAUAAUAUUAUAAAAGAUACCGAGAAACCUACAGGUGAAAGUAUUAAACAUGAAUUUCAAUCUGAAACACAGAUGCUCUUACAAAUUGUUGCAAAAUCAUUAUACUCUGAUAAAGAGGUAUUUGUUCGUGAGUUGAUCUCUAAUGCCAGUGAUGCUCUAGAAAAGUUACGCUACAUUAGAUUAAGUGAUAGUGAGGCUGCAGAAACUGCUGGAGAUAGAAAUUUAGAAAUUCAUAUUGCUACUGACAAACAAAAUAGAAUACUCACACUUCAAGAUACAGGAAUUGGAAUGACUAGACAGGAACUGAUAUCAAAUUUGGGUACUAUAGCUAGAUCAGGUUCUAAAGCUUUUCUAGAGAAAUUAAAAGAAAAGCAAGAUGCUGGUGAUACAUCUCAGAUUAUUGGACAAUUUGGUGUUGGGUUUUACAGUGCUUUUAUGGUUUCUGAUAAAGUAGAAGUAUUUACCAAAUCUUAUGCAAAAGAUGCUGAGGGUCUUUGUUGGUCUUCUGAUGGCUCUGGUACUUUUAAUAUAUCAACAGCUGAAGGUGUACAACCGGGAACGAAAAUUGUUGUACACUUGAAACCCGAUUGCCGAGAAUUUAGCGACGAAGAUACGAUAAAUCGAAUUAUUAACAAAUAUAGUAACUUUGUUGGCAGUCCAAUUUAUGUUAAUGGUAAAAGAGCUAACACUAUUCAGCCGUUAUGGAUGAUGGAUCCAAAAGAUAUUACACCGCUUCAACACGCAGAAUUUUAUAGGUUUAUUGGGAACUGUUUCGAUUCGCCGCGAUUUAUUCUACAUUAUAAAGCCGAUGUUCCGCUUAGUAUUAGGGCAUUGCUAUAUUUCCCAGAAGAAAGACCAGGAUUAUUCGAUUUGGCUAGAGACACGACGAGUGGUGUUUCACUGUACAGUCGCAAAAUUCUAAUUAAGAGCAAGGCAGAAAAUAUUUUACCAAAAUGGUUGCGUUUCGUUAAGGGCGUAGUCGAUUCGGAGGAUAUUCCUCUCAAUUUAAGUCGCGAGUUAUUACAGAAUAGUGCUUUAAUUGGAAAAUUGCGGAAUGUUUUAACGGCGCGUGUUUUGAAAUUUUUAAACGAACGAUCUCAGAAGCAACCUGAAGACUUUAAUCACUUUUAUAAAGAUUAUGGUCUUUUCUUAAAAGAAGGUAUCGUUACCAGUAACGACCAAAACGAAAAGGAAGACAUAUGUACACUUCUGCGAUUCGAGUCAUCUUCAAUGCCCGCCGGAGAAUUAGUUAGCAUACCGGAGUAUUGCAAGCGCUUGCCCGAAGGUCAGAAACAUGUGUAUUAUCUGUCAGCUCCUAGUCGUGUUUUAGCCGAACAAUCGCCAUAUUAUGAAUCUUUGAAAAAACGUAACGUCGAAGUGUUAUUCUGUUAUGAGUCAUACGAUGAACUAGUGUUGAUGCACUUGAGACAAUACAAAUCUUAUUCUUUAACUUCCGUCGAAAAAGAGAUGCGCGAAGGUUCGGAGUCGAGUAAAUCGGAUGACCUUGGUAUCAAUCAAGAGGAAAUCAAUAAUCUUAUGGGCUAUAUGAGAAAUGUAUUGAAAAAAAAAGCUUACGAUAUUAAGACGACAAGUCGUCUCGAAUCGCAUCCAUGCGUGAUUACGGUAAAAGAUAUGGCGAGUGCAAGGCAUUUCGUUCGAACACAAAGUCAUCAAAUAAACGAAGAAAUGCGAUACUCCAUUCUUCAGCCACGUCUCGAAAUAAAUCCAAAUCAUCCCCUCAUUAAAAAACUUGCACAACUGACAAAGUCAGAUACCAAAUUAGCGGAUCUUCUCAUAGAACAGUUGUUUACUAGCUGUAUGGUUGGAGCUGGUUUAAUAGAAGAUCCCCGGAUACUGUUAGCGCCGAUGAACGAAUUAUUGACUCUAGCGUUAGAGAAACAUUAGUUUGUAAUUAAUUUAGCGUAUUUCCAGAAUUCUUAUUCAAUAAAUCACAAAUAUUUUGUACAUAUUGAUUGAAUAAAAAAAAAUAGUUUUGUCUUUUUUUACAAUUAAAAUAA
Molecule: messenger RNA, 2234 nt
Organism: Hylaeus anthracinus
Lineage: Eukaryota; Metazoa; Arthropoda; Insecta; Hymenoptera; Colletidae
Gene: Trap1
Product: heat shock protein 75 kDa, mitochondrial
Exons: 13
Coding region: 34-2121 (695 amino acids)
Biological process (GO): protein folding
Cellular component (GO): mitochondrial inner membrane
Molecular function (GO): ATP-dependent protein folding chaperone; protein kinase binding; ATP binding
Source: RefSeq, a predicted model, not a curated record